Triticum urartu is the source of this 547-nucleotide messenger RNA. RefSeq lists its product as uncharacterized. Gene Ontology annotation, molecular function: chitin binding. The record is from RefSeq and is a predicted model, not a curated record. Lineage: Eukaryota; Viridiplantae; Streptophyta; Magnoliopsida; Poales; Poaceae.
CAAGCACAUAUCCGCUUACGCUUCUCUCCAGCACAACACCACCACAGCUGCAAUGGCCAACCACGGAGUCGCCGCUCUCCUGAUCGCGUCCCUUCUUGUGGCGGUCACCCUCGCCGACGCCAGGAUCACCGUGAACGUGCAGCGCGACAGCAUUAACGGAGGUUAUGCGGCGAACAAGAAGGCGGUGCCGGCGCUGACGUGCAACAAGGUGAGCGCGGUGCAGCAGGGCGAGACCUGCUCCUCACUAGCGGAGGACGCCGGUCUGACCCAGGAGGACUUCCUGGGCUUCAACCCCAACAUCAACUGCGUCAGGAUCUUCGUCGGCCAGUGGGUCUGCCUCGACGCGUCCUCUGCCUAACACACGGUUCAGUUGCAUGGACUACGCAGCAUCGUUGGUUGCUGCUACUUAUGUAUGAAUAAAGGAGGCUGGUCGCUAUGCGUACACCUCUACCACAACUCAAGUUAAGUUUGGUAUUUGCAUUUCCCUCGCAAAAGGAUCGAGGUUCUAGUCCGUCAGUGUCAGUCUGUCUUUGUACCAGCUUUGGCU